UUAUCCGUAUCAUGUACGUAUUGGAUUCGAUAUAAAGGUUCCCUACAAUAUGCCAAAAACCAAACCAACAAUUUAUAUUAUAUUAUAUUAUAUUUUUUAUUAUGUGAUGUUAAAGGGGUGAGUGGGUUGCGAGUAUAGCGGAUAUGGUAUCAUUUAUGAUUGAGUUAUUUUUUUUACGUGACGUAAAUUUACUCGGGCUGUGCUUAGUUUUUCUUGUCUGUUCAAAUUUUCAUUUUAUGGUUUUAUGGUUCGUUUUGGUUAUCUAUUCAUAAGACCUGUCGUUUUUCGGUCAUUCACCGCUAAAUGUGUUGCUAAUUUACCUAUAAUUACUACCAAAAAAAAAUGUAAUCAAUUAAUUUAAAUUAUGAAUUAUAUAACGGUUUACUAUACGUCGUGACGGCGAGGUCGCGAGACAGUUAGACGUUGAGUCGGAAUUUCUUUUGGCGGUUCCGACAAAUAAACGUUAAUAAAAUGCCAAUUUAUUCCAGAUCUUGUGGAAUUUAUGGCCACGUGCGCCCCGCAUAUUAGACCGCUAAGUACGAUUUGUAUUCAAGUUGAAUUAUUGGUUAGAAUCGAUUGAGAAAUAAUUGAUUCCAAAGUUUUAACUCUUCUUAUUUCUUCAUUCUUACGAUUCUCUAGGUUUCAUCUUUGAUUUCCAAUUUUUUUUUCUCAAACUAACUCUAACGUAAAGUGUGGCAACACCAAAACAUGAAAAUGUCAUGGAAACUCCGGUUCUAAUAUAAACAAAGACAGGUCGCAGGUGUUUUUCCUUACUUUUGUUUGAUUUAUUCUAUUGAAAUAAUAAAUUGAAUGUGUCUUUACAACAUAUUCGUCUUCACGUCUUGCCCCUACUAAGUAUUUUAAAAUUUGCUGAUAAACAGCGUAGAAGCUGUAAACAUGACAAAAAUAGCAGCUUUCGUAUUUUUUGAUAUAGAGACGACUGGUUUACCGCACCAGGAAAGGAAUAAAACAAAGAUAACUGAGCUUAGUUUCGUGGCCGCUGUUCGUAGUGAUAUAGAAGAGGCUCCUAUUGGUUCUAAACCUUAUGUGAGCAAGCUGACUCUGCUCUUUAACCCCCAGAAAAAAAUCUGUGCUGAAGUGGCGCUGCUGACUGGCUUAUCAAAUAAUACUUUAAAGAACGCGCCAAUAUUUAAGGAUAAUAUUCACACAAUACUUGCGUUUCUAGGUGAACUGCCUAAACCAACAUGUCUCGUUGCCCAUAAUGGCAAUAGAUUUGAUUUCAAACUACUUUUGACUGAAUUUUUGGAUAUUAAUGCUAUUUUACCUCAAGACUUGUUAUGUGUUGAUUCGCUUAUAGGAUUCCGACAUAUCCUUAAAAAUAGAAGCUCACCUGACUUACCUAAUGCCAGAACUGUUCCAAUACCUAGAGACAAAUCAUUUUCUAAAGAUGACUCACUAUUAGAAGAAGACUCUUUAGCUAGAGAUAGUUCAAUGUACAGGUCUAGCUCACUUAUCAGUGAGGACUCUCUGAUCAGUGAUGAUUGGCCUGAACUUGAUGUGAGCACAGAAGACUGGCAGGAAAUAGAUUCUCUAUGCUCAUCAUUCUCUGAGAUGCCAUAUGAGGCAUCCAACAUGAGUAGAAGUAUGAAAGAUGAAGCAAAAGAGCUGGCUGGAAAAAGUACAACAGAAAAAGUAUCCUACACCCUUUCUAGUUUGUAUAGGCGGUUGUUGAAGAAAGAAGUUUAUAAUGCUCAUAGGGCUGAAGAUGACUGUCUAAUGUUAUUAGAGUGUGUUGUUGCUACCAAGGAGUUUUUGCCCUGGGCUGAUAGAUUUUGUAAAAGUAUUCUAGAUAUUAAACCUUUUGAUCGGUGUCAGUAUAAGUAGUACAUUUACUUUGUGAUUGAUUGAUACCUAAAAGAAAUCAUAUAUUUUUUAAAUAUUGUUGCAGAAUCAUAUUUUGAUAUAAUUGCAUAGAGACAUUAUUUUUUUAUA
Molecule: messenger RNA, 1953 nt
Organism: Trichoplusia ni (cabbage looper)
Lineage: Eukaryota; Metazoa; Arthropoda; Insecta; Lepidoptera; Noctuidae
Exons: 1
Coding region: 898-1845 (315 amino acids)
Biological process (GO): DNA catabolic process
Cellular component (GO): cytoplasm
Molecular function (GO): 3'-5'-DNA exonuclease activity; nucleic acid binding
Source: RefSeq, a predicted model, not a curated record